AUGGAGGCUGAGCCUCUUCUGCAACAACUAUGCUUCCUACUCGCCAGCCUGGACGCCGCUUCAGCGCCCCCAGCGCUGCUUGCCCCUCGGCGGCGCGCGCUGGAGGAAGUGGCGAAGGAGCUGCAGAGUGCGGCCAAAGCUGCGGCAAAUGCAGAGCUGAACGAGGCCUCGGAGCAGGUGCUUCGUGACCGGCAGGCGGAGAUGAAGCAGUUGCUGGAGGGCAUGAUGAAAGAAGUGGCCGGUGAACCUUGGCACUCUCCACCAGCCCAGCGCCGGCUGCUGGGCUUCGAGCGCAGCCUCCGCGAGGCGGCGGAGGAGUUGACCAGGUCGAUUCGAACCCUUGCGGGGCCAGAGAAGCAAUUCAAGUACGUCCGCCCCGUGAACAUGAAUGACCCCGAAGACGUGAGAGUCAGUGGCAUGGCUGCUGAUCCGCCAUCGCGGGUGGAACCCGAUCGUCUCGGUGAUCAUCACGGAGCGUUGGACCUCAACGCGCGGCAAGCGCUUGGCAUUGUAUCGCCAGCUGCAGACAAGGCGGCUUGGGCCAUAAAGCCAGACUUGUACCAUGCAGAGCGGGGGCGAUCCUGCGCUAAGCUGAGUGGCAUUCGGCCUGUUGACCUGUUCAGUUUAAAUGACUCGCGUGCUAUGUUAGCAACAACGUGGCGCUUGAUAGUAGCUGUGCAAGAUGAAGACGUGCUGGCAAAGGCAGUUCGCUACCAGCAGGUUGUGGCUGGACCAUUGGCUGACGAGCACACAAAGAUCCUGGCUUCGCAAAUUGGAGGCGACCGGAGAUCUGCAGCCAUGCUUGUGUGGAUGGGCGAGGCAGGAGCACAGGCGCUCGCCUCACAACUUGGAGAGGACUGCGACAACCUGGCGCACCGAAUGGCCAUGACCUCACUCUUGGCAUCUGGUUCCACCGGCCUUCAGGCGCUGCACGGCGCACUCGGAGGCUCCGACCCCCUGGGCCGGCAGAAUGCCGCGGAAGCCCUGGCCACUGCCGGUGAAGAAGGUAGCAAAGCGCUCGUAGACAGGUUGAACGAUCCAUCUGCAGAUGUCCGGCUCUCUGCUGCCUGGGGAUUGUCUAGGAUCCCCAAGCUCUCUCGCACUGCAGCCCUCGCCCUGGCGCAUGGGCUGGAGGAUGCGGCCAUACGCACAUUUGCUUUGCAGGCCCUUAGCUUGAGGGGCGACCUGGGAGCCUUUGCACUAGCUACGCAGCUGGCCUCUGAGCAAAAGGAGGCGCAGCAAGCGGCCGCCGCAGGUCUGCAGAAGCUUGGAGAGGUUGGGGCACGCGGAGCAGCCGAGAUGCUUAGCCACCAGAGCCCAAGCGCACGGCGUCGAGCCGUCGAGCUGCUUGCCUCUAUGGGGCCAGAUGCUGCCCGUGCGCUUGCGCCGUGGCUGCGCGAUGCUCACGGUGACCAUCGCCGCAGGGCUGCGGAGGCCAUGGGACGCUUGGGCGAAGCUGCAGCACGAGAGGUGAAAGCCUUGUCACGGCUUUUGGAGGAUCCAGAUCCUUAUGCCCGAGUUAGUGCUGCACGUGCACUCCGCACAGAGGGCAUCAGAGAGGCCGCCACUGCUGCUGGCAUCUCGGAAGAGCGAAUAGCUGCGGUCCUGCAUAGAGAGGUGCCUCGCAGAGCAAGACAUCGCUUUGCACCCUCGCAAAUUGGAUGA
Messenger RNA from Symbiodinium pilosum, 1665 nucleotides. The record is from the annotation of a GenBank genome assembly. Lineage: Eukaryota; Dinophyceae; Suessiales; Symbiodiniaceae.